Zymoseptoria tritici IPO323 is the source of this 1419-nucleotide messenger RNA. RefSeq lists its product as uncharacterized. The record is from RefSeq and is a predicted model, not a curated record. Gene Ontology annotation, biological process: protein quality control for misfolded or incompletely synthesized proteins. The transcript has 2 exons. Gene Ontology annotation, molecular function: ATP binding; ATP hydrolysis activity. Bases 1 to 1419 code for a protein of 472 amino acids. Gene Ontology annotation, cellular component: mitochondrion; cytoplasm. Lineage: Eukaryota; Fungi; Ascomycota; Dothideomycetes; Mycosphaerellales; Mycosphaerellaceae.
AUGGCCACCUUGACGAAACACAAUCCAACGUCGGUGGACCGGAAAGGCCCAAUACCGGAAUACGACGCCAGAGUGAAAUCUGGAAGGUUAAGAGAAGACGAGCACCAAAGAGGGCUUAUAGCUUCACUACAAGAUCUGCACAACACUCUUGCGAGAUACAUACCUGAUCCGGUGAUACGACCCACCAUCGAGUCUCUUCAACCGAAGAAGCCAUCGUUCCUCAGCAGCUUAUUUGGAGCGGGCGGAGAAAGUAGCCAGGUCAAAAUGCAUCCUCCGGAGAAUCUACCGAAAGGGCUGUACAUGUAUGGAGACGUCGGAAGCGGCAAAACCAUGCUGAUGGACUUGUUCUUUGACACGUUACCGUCCAACAUAAUACACAGGACUCGCAUCCAUUUCCACAACUUUAUGCAGGACGUGCACAAGCAGUUGCACAAGAUGAAGGCACAACAUGGCUCUAGUCUUGACUGCAUACCCUUUGUUGCAGCAGAGAUCGCAGAGAAAUCCACGGUCCUCUGUUUCGACGAGUUUCAAUGCACGGACGUUGCAGAUGCCAUGAUCUUGCGGCGACUUAUGGAGAGCUUGAUGGCUCAUGGCGUUGUGCUAGUCACAACCAGUAAUCGACAUCCAACGGAACUGUACAAGAACGGCAUCCAGAGAGAGUCUUUCAUUCCCUGCAUAAACCUUCUUAUGGACCAGCUUCAGAUCCUCAACUUGGACUCGACGACAGACUAUCGAAAGAUACCUCGACCUCCUUCCGGCGUUUACCACCACCCUCUGAACGAGGCUGCCAAACGGCAUGCCGAGCGGUGGUUCAAGUUUCUUGGCGACUUUCAAAACGACCCGCCGCACCAGGAGAUUCAGCAUGUCUGGGGCAGACCAAUUGUGGUCCCCCGAGCAUCUGGAAAGGCUUGUUGGUUCGACUUCAAUGAGCUCCUCGGCGGUGCCACUGGAGCUGCGGAUUACCUGGAGCUUGUACAGCACUACCAAGCGUUCAUAAUUACAGGAGUACCUGGGAUGAAUUACAGAUCGCGUGACCUGGCACGACGGUUCAUCACCUUCCUCGACGCGAUAUACGAAUCGCGAGCGAAGUUGGUGCUCACGACCGAAGUGCCUCUUACGCAACUCUUCAUGGCACAGAACGAGAUCAAGGAAAUGAUUACAUCAGCCGCAGAUGCGGACGUCGAUGAUGCGAUGAGAAGCCUGAUGGAUGACCUGGGCAUGAACAUGGACACGUUGAAGAAGAGCAGUAUGUUCUCGGGUGAUGAAGAGGCAUUCGCAUUCGCUCGAGCUCUCUCCCGUCUGACCGAGAUGGGAAGUCAAGAGUGGGUAGAACGAGGCCUGGGAAUGGGUUCCAGUGGACAGAAGGACGCCGAAGACUGGAAGAAGGUACGAGGCUCCUGGCGACAGGACAGUUAUUGA